Molecule: messenger RNA, 758 nt
Organism: Malus domestica (apple)
Lineage: Eukaryota; Viridiplantae; Streptophyta; Magnoliopsida; Rosales; Rosaceae
Source: RefSeq, a predicted model, not a curated record
CUGACCUCCCCCUUAUACACAUACAUUAGUUUUGUCAAGUUUUGCUUUCCCUUAUCUUUUCAGCUCCAUUAUUCUGGAUUCCAUUUCGUCCAAAUGCCUUCUGGGACAGAGUCUGAGCUCUCUUCUCCUUCUUCUUCUUCUUAUUCUUCACCUGGGUUGCCUGACACUUGUCCUCCUCCCACUUCUCCAACUGUGCAGUUGGUCCCAAAAUCCACUUCCGAUCGACUUCUUCAGAAGUUCUUUGAUGCCGCGGAGUUCGACUUUGAUUACGAGCAGAGUGGACUGUGGUCUCCUCCAGUCCGGCGGACCGUGUUCGUGAGCUCUCAAGGUAAAAUAUUCACUGAACAAGAAAUGCUUGCCAGACUUUCAACCCUAACGGAAGCUCCUCCUGCAAGACACGAUAAAGCUUGUUUUGGGGGAUGCUGGUGUUAUUGAAGGAUAUUGUGAAGCCAUCAGAACUCCAUUUAUGAGGAUUGCAGGUCAAGAAACCAAUUCAAAUCAAACAAGAAAAAAGAAAUAGCUAGAGAACCUCAUUUUUACUUCUCUUUUAUUUUAUCAUGUAAAUGUUCCUAUUUUUACAGCCGAAAAAAGGAAAAAAGUAUUUAGAGAAAAUAAAUAAUUUGGCAUCGACCCUUUUUAUUCUUUGCGUUUCAUUUUACUUUCUUUUUGGUCUUUAAUUUCGUUUAUAAAAUUGGGAAGUUCUGUAAUUUGCAUAUAUAUGCUUAGUUGUUCAAUUGCAGUACUCAAUUAGCCAGUGA